AUGGAAGUUUCUUCGCUUCACUACGAACCAUUCAUCUAUCAAGAAAACGGAAAGUACAAAGGAAUCGAAUACAAACUUCUAGAAACGAUCGCUAAAAAAGAGCAUUUGGAUGUUUCGUUUCGAUUUCACGAGCGCAAUGACAUUAGCAUCGGUGGAUUUUUCCCAAAUCCAACAAAUUCAACCGAAUACAUAUUUUCAAAGCCCUAUUAUCAGGACGAUUUAACGUGGUGUAUACAAAAGUCCAAAAAUUUCCCAAUGGUCAUUAACGUAUUCUUAGCGGCAACGCCAGAAUGUUGGAUUUUAUUGAUAUUUGGAAUCGGCUAUGUUUCUGGCUUAUUGAUUUACAUUAUGAUUCAAUUCGAUUUUAAGUAUGAAAAUCGAAAUCAACGCGACUGGCAUUACACUACUUGGCUUGUCGCAUUGCCGGCUGUCAUUGGACUUAAUCAACGAUUCCAUCCGAAAUCUAUGUCAAUACGAAUAUUCUACGGUUUCAUUUUGAUCAUGAUGAUUUUCCUUUGGCAAAUUGUUUUUUACUUCGGUAUUCGAUUUGUUAAAGUUCCGAUUCAGCGUCAACAAGUAUCAACAACGGCUGAACUAAUCGAUUCGGAGUACCGUUUGGCUGGUUCACAUGAAUUGAUUGAUUUGAUAAAGUUUGAUGAACGGUACCGGAAAUCCCAAAUCGAUUCAUUCUUCGUUUGCCCGAAUAUCGAUCAUUGUUUGGAUCACUUGAAACACGAUGACAAUGAAUUAUUAGCGAUCGGAGGCUCUCGUCAGCGUAUUCUGAACAGUCAAUCUUAUUCGCCCGCAGGAAUAUUCUGCUUCGAUCGCGAGAGCAUCGCGAGUUUUCAACCGGCGAUGCUGAUGCGCAAGGACUUCGCCCUGAAACGAAAAAUCGAUGAAAUCAUUCGCAACGCAUUCGAAAGUGGAUUGUUCGUGAAGUGGGAUCGAGACAGUCAACGGAAAAAGGAACGUGUGAUUCCAUUUGAACCAUCAGUAGUGUUAAGUGUAGAAAAUAUAGCAAUGCCACUUGUGUUUGCGAUUGGUGUUGGUUCUCUAAUGGCAACUGCAGCGUUUUAUUGCGAAAUUCUAAUCAGUCGAAAAAUCAAAGAAAAUGCACCGUCUCGCCAUUGGGUGUAUUUGGAACAGUUUUUCGAUGGUGAACGCCAUUAUUUGAAAAAUAUGACGGAGAAAUUGCAAAUAACGGAGUACGAAGCGCUAAUCGACUAUGGACUAUCAUCUUUGGUCGUUGAUUUCCUAUAA
This is a messenger RNA of Sitodiplosis mosellana (orange wheat blossom midge), 1260 nucleotides long. RefSeq lists its product as uncharacterized. Lineage: Eukaryota; Metazoa; Arthropoda; Insecta; Diptera; Cecidomyiidae. The record is from RefSeq and is a predicted model, not a curated record. The transcript is spliced from 4 exons. Bases 1 to 1260 code for a protein of 419 amino acids.